Molecule: messenger RNA, 1381 nt
Organism: Brassica oleracea var. oleracea
Lineage: Eukaryota; Viridiplantae; Streptophyta; Magnoliopsida; Brassicales; Brassicaceae
Exons: 3
Coding region: 56-1231 (391 amino acids)
Source: RefSeq, a predicted model, not a curated record
AAAACCCCUCAGUUUCUCUACACGGCCACCGUCGUCUCCAAAUUCGAACGCAAUAAUGGAGGAAAGUUUCAGAGUAAGGAUCGACAAGGUAUUUGGAUCUCUCUCAUCCUCAACCGACGCCUCUUCUUCAUCAGCUCUCAACUCUCUAUGGUGUCUCACGGACGAGGAGAUCGAUAGAAGCGACCGGUGCGGAGAGAAAGUGGCCUCUGACUCUGAGCCCCAACCCAGCUUUCCCGAGAAUGAUCCAGAAGAUUUGACCGUCGAUGAAGACGAAGGAAGGUCCACUGUAUCGCAGAAGCCGGAUGAUUACAACGACGAGGAGUGGGAGAUCAAAUCCUCAAUCGGGAUGGACACUACUCUUGACAUGGAGGAAGAGGAAGAUGAGAAUGACAAAGUCGCUGUAGGUGAGGAGGAGUCGUGCGUUUACACGAAGGAUGUUAACGACUAUGAGACGGAAGCAGAUGACUGGGAGGAGCUUCCGUCUUCUUUCAACGAAAGAGAGAAGGAUCCUCGUGCUAAUUACAUCGCGGCGGAGAUUAGGCUUAAAGAAGACGCUGAUGCUGUUAACAAGUUGAACUCUUUGCACGUCUCUGAGGGACAUCAGGAUAACGUGUCGGGAAAGGAGGAAGCUUUGGUGGUUUCUGAGGAGGCAUAUGUUGGCACUUCAGAUGAUAAUGGGCUGAAACCGAUACUGAAGAGGAAAGAAAGCCAAGCUGACUCUAAGUUGCAGAAGCGGGUUCGGUUUAGUUCUGAUACCAGAGAUGACAACUCGACUGGAGAUGACGAAGAUUCUGCGAUGGAGACAAGUUCCCCUGAGGAGAGAGUAGUGCAGCGAGUCAAUCCAUCUGGAGUUCCAGAUUAUGUUCAGAACCCAUCAAAGUACACACGAUACACGUUUGAUGAAGGCGAGGUCGAUGAAGAGUCCAACAGGAAAGCGUACAUGGAGUUUCUCAACAUGAUCAGGAGCCGAGAUGAGCCUCUUGAAGACCCUCUGGUUGAGCUUCCAACGUCAGUGGCUUUUGUACCAAAGAGGAAACCAACGGGUGAGAGCAAAGUAGGGAAUACAGACAAGGGUUGUGAGGGAAGAAGAGGUGCAAUAGCUAUUGUAGAUGCCGUAGAAGACAGCACCGUUUCUGCCAUGGAAGAAGAUGAACCGGAAACAGGUGUAACUGUGGUAAGAAGACCCGGUCGUCAGUAUAGGGCUAGAGCCAAGGAAGAUGAAGAGGAAUGAAUGUUAAGAGUAUCAUCAAACUCGCCUUGCCUGUUUGGCGUGUUGUCUUUUUAUUACUUGAAUUUAGCAGUCUGGAUGAUAGAGCUCAAACUUACUGGGGACUUCAAUGAUGCUUCUACUUUCAAUAAAUAUUCAGUUGUGUGGAUAAAA